Molecule: messenger RNA, 1572 nt
Organism: Naegleria lovaniensis
Lineage: Eukaryota; Heterolobosea; Eutetramitea; Acrasida; Naegleriidae
Exons: 1
Coding region: 1-1572 (523 amino acids)
Source: RefSeq, a predicted model, not a curated record
AUGAACGUACAGGCACACCAACAACAAGUUGAUUGGAGUUCUCUCACGUCCUCUCAACUCCAUGCUCUUCCUCCGAGUGUUUUUCAAACAGCAAGUGCGUUCAAUAUUUCUCAAAUUCCUCCAAACGCUUGCAAUGGAUUUCGUUCCGAUCAAUUAAAUCAGUUAAAUGGUGCAGCCUGUUCUGGUUUUCAAUCUCUGGAUUGUUUUAUGAAUAUUACUUCAGAAGCCUUCUCAGGUAUUUCAUCCGAUUGUUUAAUUAAUAUUCCACCCUCAACGAUACAAGUAUUAAAUUCUGAACAAUUGAGCCAAAUUCCUGCCAAUUCCAUGACUGGACUCACAACAACACAACUCUCAGUUUUAAAUCCACAAACGUGUACGGGAUUUUCAGCAGCUCAAAUUUCCAAUCUUCCCUCAUCACCCAUGUUUGAUACUUGCCAUGGAUUUAGUGAGGGAUGUUUCUUGAAUUUACCUUUAACGAGUUUGAAUGGAAUGACCUAUUCAUGUCUAUCUUCCAUUCCGAAAAUGACUUUAAUUUAUAUGGAUGCUACACGUUUUGCAGCACUCUCCAUGGACACAGUUUCAAGUUUCAAAGCAGAUCUAUUUCAAUUGUUUUCUGGAGAGACGUGUGCUGGUUUCAAUGACAAGUCACUCUCUGGAAUUCCCUAUGAUACAUGUCGAGUGUUUACAGAGACUUGUUUGUCAUACAUGACGCCACAGGCCUUUCAAGGAAUACAACCAUUGUGUUUGAGAAGUAUUCCGAGAAGGAGUUUGAGAGGUCUCGAUGCUGCUCGUAUUCAAAUGCUACCUAAUGUUGCACUUACCUUAGUGAGUCCAGACCAAUUGAGUGAGCUCUAUAUUUAUCGAAGAAGUGAUUUAUUGAAUGGUCUUACCUUGUCACAAGCUCAAUCCAUUUCAUCCAAUACAAUUUCUGUGCUCAAGUCCAUGUUUCUGAAUGGAGACUUGUUGGCCUAUGACAAUUUGCCUCAAGAUUUUAGAAGAAUGACUUGGCUGCACUUGAGCUCGACAGCUACAGCCUAUACGAAUACAAGAAUCACUUCGAACGCCAUUGUACAAAUGCCAACAUUUACGUUUGUUGGAUUUUUAGGAAUUCAAAUUCAACAAUUACCAGGUAAUAUCUUUCAAAAUGCCACCGAUGGGCAAAUAAGCGCUUUUGAUUGUGAGGCUCUCAGUGGUUUAUCAGCUACACAAAUUUCAUUCAUGUCACCUCGUUUGAUGUGCAUUGUGCAGCCCAAUUUGUUUGAAAGCUGUGUGAAAUUGAGCUCAAUUAUUGGCGUCACUAUUACGCAAUUUAACGAGUCGUUGGCUUGUGGCCAAUUGUCAUUGUCAUGCCCUCAAUUCCAUGCUCUUUCCAAAUCGCAAUAUGAUUUCUUGAUUUCCAUGAAUCAGACUAGUCAACUUAUUGACUCGUGUGGACCCAAUGUUUACAGUUCUGGCCCAUCGAUCCAACCUCAUCCAUCACAUUCUUAUGCCACUCGCUGUACUGUAUUUUCGUGUGGAUUGUUUGUUUGGAUUCUUCUCAUUUCCUUUAUUUCCUUUUAUUUAUUAAAUUAA